AUGAGAUCUGCAGUGGCCUACACUGAGUACCUGCUCUCUCAACCCAGCCAGAAACAUACCGAGACUAGGAGAGCACGAAAUAGGAACAGAAACCACGAGAGAAGCAGGUGGUGGUUCUUGCUUGAUAGGCUAGCUGCUGUAAUGGUAGUAGGUGCUGUGUUCCAGUUCAUCAGAAGACUGAUUGUGCUUGUGAUAGGCAUUGUGAAACUCAGUUACAGAAAGGCUGCUGAGUACCAGCCUGUUCGCUAUAGCAACAUCCCUUUGUCCCCCCUCACUGAGACAAGACUGAAUUCUGUUCGGCGUAAGAUUAUGGUAUUGGACUUGGACGAGACAUUAAUCCACUCCCAUCACGACGGAACUGCAAAUGAGUUCACUCCGAUGACGCCCCCGGAUUUCAUUGUCAGAGUGAAGAUAGAGUUGAAGCCAGUUCGAUUCUUUGUCCACAAGAGACCUCAUGUUGAUUACUUCCUAUCAGUGGUGAGUCAGUGGUACGAGUUAGUGAUCUUCACAGCGAGUAUGGAGAUGUAUGGAAUGGCAGUGGCCAACAGAUUAGAGAACAACAGAAACAUAUUCCAGAGACGGUACUUUAGACAGCACUGUACGAUGAACUUUAAUGGCUACACAAAGGACCUGUCCACCGUCUGUGUAGAUAUGUCCAGCAUAUUUAUACUGGACAAUUCACCGGCUGCAUACAGAGAAAAUCCAGACAAUGCUAUCCCGGUCAAGUCUUGGUUCAAUGACCCUCACGAUACAGCACUACUGGACCUACUCCCAAUGUUGGAUGCUCUUAGAUUCUCAAAUGACGUUAGACAAUUCUCAGUAGAAAUUUACACUUGCAUCAGCUCUGGUGAAGGCUUGUAGGGUUUUCAAGUAGAAUGGAUAUGUUCUGCAUUUUCUUUUAUGUAUUAUAUUUCCCACUACGAAUUAUUUGUGGUGUUUUAGAAAAUUUGCUUUUUGUACCAUACUAAUGAUUGCAGGCAAUAAUCAAUAUUUAAAAUCGUA
Messenger RNA from Halichondria panicea, 1002 nucleotides. Its product is annotated as CTD nuclear envelope phosphatase 1A-like. NCBI's taxonomy places the organism in Eukaryota, Metazoa, Porifera, Demospongiae, Suberitida, Halichondriidae. The record is from RefSeq and is a predicted model, not a curated record. Gene Ontology annotation, molecular function: phosphoprotein phosphatase activity.